AUGGUAAUAACAUUUAGACUAAUUGAUUAUUGUUAUAAAGUAAACAUAUUAACAUUAGCAUUCAGUUUAAAAAAUAGUUAUAGUAACAAUAAUACAACAACAGCAGCACCAGAACCUACGACAUUCAGUUUAAAAAAUAGUAAUAGAAACUAUAAUUUAAAUAAUAUUAGUGAAUAUAGCAAUCUAAAUAAUAACAGUAUCAGUUUAGUCCAAAGCGCAAGUUGUAGUAGUAUAAGCAGUUGUAAUAGUAAUGAUAUCAAUGGGAGUGGCUGUAGUGGCGGUUGCAACAAUAAAAACAGUAAUAGCUUUUUAAUUAAUAAUGGGUUAAAAGAGCAUCAACUGAAAAAGAGAAAGAAUAAAUAA
Molecule: messenger RNA, 363 nt
Organism: Dictyostelium purpureum
Lineage: Eukaryota; Evosea; Eumycetozoa; Dictyosteliales; Dictyosteliaceae
Exons: 3
Coding region: 1-363 (120 amino acids)
Source: RefSeq, a predicted model, not a curated record